ACUCCUGUUAAGCGGUUUCUCUUUUUUCUUUUCUAGUGCCACAAUGGCAACUGCACCUUACAACUAUUCCUACAUUUUUAAAUACAUCAUUAUCGGUGAUAUGGGUGUAGGAAAAUCGUGCUUACUCCAUCAGUUUACAGAAAAGAAGUUUAUGGCAGAUUGUCCCCAUACAAUUGGAGUCGAGUUCGGUACCAGGAUAAUUGAAGUUAGCGGCCAGAAAAUUAAGCUGCAGAUCUGGGAUACGGCGGGACAAGAGAGAUUCAGAGCUGUCACACGGAGCUACUACAGAGGCGCCGCAGGAGCCCUUAUGGUUUAUGACAUCACUAGAAGAAGUACGUAUAACCACUUAAGCAGCUGGCUGACGGACGCAAGGAAUCUAACUAACCCAAAUACUGUGAUCAUCCUUAUAGGAAACAAAGCAGAUCUGGAAGCCCAGAGAGAUGUGACAUAUGAGGAAGCCAAACAAUUUGCUGAAGAGAAUGGCUUGCUGUUUCUUGAAGCGAGUGCAAAAACAGGCGAGAACGUGGAAGACGCGUUCCUAGAAGCCGCCAAGAAAAUCUACCAGAAUAUCCAAGACGGGAGCCUGGAUCUGAACGCGGCCGAGUCAGGGGUACAGCACAAGCCUUCAGCUCCACAGGGCGGCCGGCUAACCAGCGAACCCCAGCCCCAAAGAGAAGGCUGCGGCUGCUAGUGACCUCGGUUCCUUGGCUCUGUUUGUGACCUUUCACCUCUGUCAAGAGCAGUGCUUUUUUGGGGGGGCUGCUUCCGUUUUCCUCUGCACAUCUUACCAGGUUUAAUUAAAACUCCCGAGGCAAGAGUUUAACACAGUACUAAACUGCUAAAGAGUAAAAUAAAGAGAAAAAAACUUAGAUGUAAUCAGGUUAUCAAAGGCAAGUAGAGUCAUACCCCAUCCCUGCAUGGUAAAUCUAGACGUCUUUAUUCCCCCUCCUCUCCCCUCCCCAUAAUUGAUUGUCCUUGUGAAUAGAUGUCACCGAUUCAUGAUUUACAAAACAGAGCUCUGAUUGCUGGACCUCAUGACUUUCUCUCUCUCUCUCUCUCCCCCCCCCCCUCUUUCUCUCUCUCUCCGUUUCUCGUAAAGUUUAACUUUGUUAGCUUCAGCUUUUUUCUCCCGAUCUGUAACUGGUCUGUCCUUUUUAGUAACAAAAAAAAAAAGGGAAAAAAAAGGAUAAAAAAGAUUUGCUAUGAAACUAUUUCCAAGGGUAGAAUGGGAUCCUGCGUAGAUUGCUUUCGUUGGGAAACUGGGGGGGGUGUUGGAUGGGGAUUUUGGGGGAGAGGAGGGAGGAGAGAGACACACUGCUGGGUCCCCCUCCGUCUCUGCCUAGGACACGGGGCAGCUUUGAUCUCAGACCCCCUAUCCUGAGGCGGCGGCUGCUGCUGCUGCUCCCUAUGUUUACCUAUACGGGCCCUUAUUAGCCAAGCGUAAAUAUGUAUAAAUUUUGACUGAACCAAGCUAGACACUCGAACGCAUCCUGUGUGUGUGAUUUUAAUGAAGAAACAAACCCUCAAUGACCGGCAUUAGAAACUUAAGAAGUGAAGUAUCUCUACAGCUCCACUAGGUCACCCUGCCUAGUGACUGCAGGUCAUUGUCCACCCCGGUUUAACUUUAUGGCGGUUGCCCAAGGCCCAAGAGGAUUGCUAGCCCAGCGUGGCACCUCUCUCUGUGCCCUGUGAGCAACCCACUCCUCUUCUUUUGUUGAUGUUGUUGUUACUCCAGGGGUCUUGUGUACUUGAGGACGUGCUAACUCACUUUCCCUCUCCCCCCCCCAUCCCCCAAGUAGCUCUGCAUUUAUUCCAGCCACCUUGUUGCCCCACCUUGUGUGAGAAGGCGGGGCUGUGUCGCACACCUGUACGCUUCUGGGAAGGGCCUGUUCGAAACGGGGCGGUUGAGGGGGUUGGGACUCUGCUGCGGCAUUGGACCCCCUACAGUUCCACCGGCUGGGCUGCCGAUGCUCUUCCCAAGCCCCCCUCUACCGUGGUGCCUGAAAGAGGGUUUGCUGAGUAGGGUGGAGUCACACCCCCCCCCCCC
Notechis scutatus (mainland tiger snake) is the source of this 2047-nucleotide messenger RNA. Lineage: Eukaryota; Metazoa; Chordata; Lepidosauria; Squamata; Elapidae. The record is from RefSeq and is a predicted model, not a curated record.